AUGUUUGUCCUGCGCAGAUUUCGGGGGUUUGGGUCUGCCCUAAGUUCGGUCAGGUCGGCUGCUUCUGUGGGCAAGGCCCAUGUUAAUUUUCAGGAGCCCAUUGCUCCAAUACCUGGAAAAUACCCAGUAUGGUCAUCCCGUCCGAGUGAGCUAUUCUCCGAGCUAAAGGAUGGUAUAUCAUUAAAAUUACUUGAACACUUUAGAUUCAAUCGUUUUUAUCCAGGGAGCUUCUUCCUCCCCAACAUUACUUACUAAUGCUCUUUACGAACACGUUAUGGAGAAAAAGCUCAAUAACAUUCGGGUUUAUCAACAUCUUCCUCUUGGUGACCUCGCUUACCUACGAGACGAUGCCAAGGGUCAUUUUAAACUUUCAACGUCUUAUUCUAGUAAGGGUUAUCUUCUUUUUGAAUGCUUAAGGCAAAAAUUGCCGCGAUGCCUUGAAUGACGGAAGGGCCGAUUUCAUUCCCAUACAGAUUUCUGAACUUCCAAUUCUUUAUCGCAAAAAGCAUGUGAAUAUAGAAUAUGCCCUAGUAAUGUUGUCUCCGCCGGAUAAGCAUGGAUUUUGUACUUUGGGCAGUGCGAUCGGCUCCGCCAGAUCUGCAAUUCAAAAUGCAAAGCGCAUUAUAGGUAAACACGUUUAUUAUCAAUUAACUUCAAAUAGGCCAAAUUAAUCCGCUAGCACCGGUAACAUACGGUGACUCUACCGUGCAUAUUAGUCGUCUGGAUUACCUCUUUCACGGUCACCAGCCUCUUUGCGAGAUGCCCAUCCCGAGUGCCAAUGAAACGGAGCAAAAAAUUGCUUCGAUUAUAGCUGACAACCUUGUUGAUGAUGGCGCCACAAUUCAGCUUGGUAAGUCUUCUUCCUUCACCUCGCAACUUCUGAUUCUGUGUGAGACCUGGUUAGGUGUGCCUAACCCCAAGUAUGUUUGAUAGUUUUAGAGCAGUUUUUGCAGUUAACGCGAAUAACAUUUAAACGAAUCACUCGUUCAUCUAUCAUCAUGCGAACUCAUAUCUCCCCACCCCAUCUUUGAGCUUCUCGACGUCGCUUAAACGUCACUAAUGACGAAUGAUAUUAAUUGAUUUGUGAGGUUUUAAUACUGGACUAUUGCCAGUGCCGGAUGACCUACGCGUUAACUUCAUUAUUUCUCUUACUAAGGCUUUGGUCGUAUUCCCUAUGAAGUCACCUAUCGCCUUCGGAGUCAUAAAGAUUUGGGUGUUCAUGCCGAAAUAAUCGCCGACGGAAUAAUUGAUCUGGUGAACCUCGGAGUCAUCACCAACCGUUUUAAACCCGUGCAAAGAGGACGCAUCGUUACCAGCUACUGCAUAGGAACGAAACGUGUUUUCGAUUUCGUUAAUGAAAAUCCACUUGUGUGUAAGUAGCUUGUUUUGAUCAUUCCUGCUUCUAUUUACUUGUCUGUUUGGUUAUGCUCUCGAACACAACUCAUAUUUUUUGUGCCUCUUAAAAGGGUUUGUCGUGCAUGCCGGAUGUGAGUUUCAGUGUCAAACAAUAUAAAUUUCUGAUAUUAUCGUAUCCACCAGCUCGAUCGGAUAGCUCACACGUUGCAGGCAACGACGUUCAUUACAACCCUCACUAGGUGGAUGCAGUAGCACCUUGCGUGUGAAUGUCUGUCGUAUACCAGGCUUGCUAUGAGUGUGCCACAUUCCACCUUACUCAAAAGACAAGACUAAAACAAAACUGCCUUAGCUUGGUGUGAAGGCGUAACUGACAAAGCUAAACAAACCGCUUGCGUGCGCCAGACAGACUGAUAUCCACUCAUGUACUAGCUUACAUUCGAUUAGGUCACAUUUAAAAACAGUAAUUACCGCCUGACACAAUCCCGAGCGGAAUUAUUUGAUUAUUACUAAUAUUUUCUUCUUACCUCUCAUAUCCUCACCGCGGUUCCUCGUACGCGGCAACCGGGUGUCGCUGGAUAUUUACUGCUUUUACAGCAAUCCCAUACGCCAGAUCAUGAUAGAACUGCUGCCGACUUGUUUGGUAUUCGCUUUUCCCAAUAACGAACUUACAUGAGUCUUUUCCAUGUGAUGUCUUAUUACACUCAGACUAAAGCUAAAUAAAAGUGUCCUAGAUUAUCGUUAAGUAGUUUUAUCGCCGGUCGUUUAGUUAAGACAGAUACACACUGUUUGCUCCUUUUUCAUGUGGUGAAAAGUUUUGUACGUCUGACUUAACCUCAUUUGAUGUCAAGCCAACGGAUUAAUUGACCACACUACUUAAAACUACUCACCUCGCCGGUUUGAGGACGACCGGAUCUGGUCUCUCAACGUUGCCGCUCGAUAUGUACUCAUUUGGCGUGAUAUCUCUUCGAAUGUCACAUCUUCGCAAAAAUCCUCUCACGUCAUGCUGAACCAAAGAAAGUUACUGCAGGAACUGAAGUCAGUGUGCUUUCGAAGUAUAUGCACGUUCUGCUUUAGAUCUGAACUGGUGUGGACUAGUUUACUGUUAGUGUUGUAAACAGCGGUCUUUGAAUCUGCAGAGCGUCUGGCUUUAUUUGCACACCUAUGUCACAUUAAUAACGGUUGGUAAGUGUCAUAUAGCCCUGGAUAUUUAACAGAUUUCCACAUCAGUCUUAGACCGGGAUAAAGUAGGUUGCGUUAUUUGAGUUAGCUAAGACAAGAUUCUUGCGUCCCCGCAUUGAGGUUGUCCGUCGCCCUGCAAAUCUCCCUAAUAUUCAGAUUUAUUUUGAGUGCGCUCUCGGAUUUUGACCUAAAUAUGCGGUUAAGACUACAUUGGAAGCCUACGCUGCGGAUGUGGAAAGACUCACCAGUCAUUUUUAUGUCUGGAAUAAUUAUCGGCUUUCCACUUACCAGUUGGAAUUCAAAUUUUCAUUUCCAGCCCUCAACGACAUAGCGUGGGUUAACUCCACUGAAAUUAUCGCUCGAAACCCGAAGGUUACCACCGUAAACACGUGCUUUGAAAUGGACCUUACCGGUCAGAGCGUGGCGGAUGGCAUUGGAGAGACUAUUUACACAGGUAUGCUCCUGAACCUUUUGCUUGAUGCUUUUUAGAGGGGUGAUUUUUCAAGUGAUUCUGCUCAAAAGCUUGCAUUACAAUUUCGCGCUUUAACUAUCAUGCUUGAAGGCACUUUUAAUCAUCGCCUUCCCUAAACGGCGUGUUUUGGCAGUUUGUAACACCAAAUGUGCGACGUAUGGACCCCUGUACGACUUUGAAAGUUCAGAAUGGACAGGAUGUUCUGGUGCUCGACUAGUCUUCUUAGACGAAAGUUUUAGAUGACACUUAAGAUUGUCAUUUUAGACCGCUUUAUAAGGAAGUUUCGGUGCUUAAAACCGACCGAAUCGGCAAAAAUUUGCAAGCGCACGGGAUAAGUCAGGGUACUCUGGAUAAACAGCCGAACAUAUUUGUGGUCAUCGAAGACCUUCCGGAGCACUUGUUUUUGGCGUUCGAAAUCGCCUUUUAUCUGCGAUACUUGUCGCAAAACAUGUGCGAAUUUUGCGUGAAAUUUGACGAAGUCGCGAUGAUCCCUUGUUUCUUUGCUCUCAGUUGACGACUUAACGUAAUCAGUGAUUACAUUUUGUUCAAAUAGGUUUACGGACCUCAAUUGCCAGUCGCUUUUGAAGAACAUCCAUUUCGCUUUUUUAAGAAGGCUCAUUGAAUUUGCGAGUCCCUCAUGGCACGAGGCAUAGAAGCUUCGUUGCGCACCGCCAUACUCAGGUUGUAUUCAUGGUGUUUUUUGGCUAGCUGUCUUUCUGCUACUGAUUGAACUAGCCCGGAACAGUUUUUGGCGGUCUGUGACGUCUGCCUACCAUGCCGCCAUUCCUAGGCAACUGAUCUGCUUUUCUCCAACACAUUAGCAGAAAACCUUUGAGUCAGCCCAAACAGGAGUAUUUGUUUGUUCGGUGCUUGUGCUUACCGAUCACGCGUGCAGGUGUCUUGUUUAAAGCUUCUUUUUUAAUCGGUGGGUUUUUAGCGAACAACUAAGGCCGGAUCCACACGGGCUUCACUGCCUGGAAGGACUAUGUUUACACUUACUGUCUCGUGGUCUGCGCCUUGCGUGUAUCCUCUUUCGUCUGCGGAACCGCUGUGACCGACCGCGCCUGCUUAUUAAUGUUACCUAGGCUCUAACAAGCGUUUUUUGGUAGCCGGAUACUCACGUUUUUGCCUUAUGGACUAUGGACGUUGUCUGGUUUGAUUAAAACGCCCCUUGCAAGUUGCGUCGUUUUAUGUCGUGUUAUUUCCACUAAGCGUGGUUCCCAUUCAUAUUUUUUCGUAAAAAGGUUCUUUUCUCUAUUAAGAACCAAAAUAUAGGCAUUUCAGCAUGUUUAGAGUUUAAUCCCCAAUAAAAUCGAAGCUGAAUACACGAGAAGACAGAAACCUACCUGUACUUGACUAUUAGGCUUAUUUGUAGGACGCUAACGAAUCCGUGUUUCGGGUUUAGAUGCCCUCAUCUGUGCAUGCCGAGGCUUCUGCUCUUUGGUUUACGUUCCCAAACUAUCAUAUCCACUUUUGACAUGGACGACUUUUCUCGGUCCUUUCGAACUCACCAUCUGGAAACAGCGUCCAGUUUAGGUACAACUAUCACACUAUGCCAUUAGAUGACCCUCCUCGAAGCUUUUCCAGCGCACCGAACUAAUGCUCCUGGAAUAGUCAACUAAUGUGCUCUAAAAGCCCGGCUUCCUUCACCCCUCAUUCAUUUUCUAUCCAGAGAGCAGGCUUUUGCUGUCGUUUUUGGCCUCAUUCCACGCCAAGUAUCGUUUCUAAUUCAAUUUUUCAUUCAGGCGUUGGAGGUCAAUUGGACUUUACGCGUGCGGCGUCGCUCUCGGAGGACGGACAAGGACGUCCAAUCAUCACAAUGUGCUCCAAGAACUCCGCCGGCGAGUCGUCUAUUGUACCAGUGCUUAGACAGGGAAGCGCCGUUGUGGCGACCCGAGCACACGUGCACUAUGUUGUCACCGAGUAUGGCAUCGCCUACCUGUUCGGCAAGUCUCUGCGCCAACGAGCCCACGCGCUCAUACAAAUUGCCCAUCCCGACUUCAGGUGAGCUCUCACACAGCACUUGAUGCCAAAAUUUACUGCCCCUACUUCUGUCUUUUUAUUUUCCUCCUCUCCUCUGCCUCACACACCUACCCACCUUCGCGUUUUCUUUAGUUUUAUCGUGUUUAUCUGUCUUCCUCUACUUCUUCUUCCUCCCCUCCCCUUUGGUUGCUUUACCGUCCUCCCGUUUCUUCCACCCCCACUUUAUUCUUCGUUUGUCCUGCAAUUUUUUUGUCAGUAGUAUUGAUAGUUCUAUUGCGUAGACUGUAGUCUCCCGCAGAGGUCUUCGGAAGAGGCUGCCUUUUCGCACGAGACGGCAGAAUAUAACAGGACACAAUGGCAGAUGACGCUUCUUGCUGACACCAAGCUGACGAACACUUGAAUAUGUUUGUUCUGUCAGUCCUGCUUGUGGACCGCACACUCAGUUUCCGCUUCCAGGUCACCUUGGUCAACGAGAUCCAUUUUCAAGCGACAGACUGACCGCCGCCAAGCUCUCGGCUCUAGCUCUUGCCUGCUGAGAGCGUAGCGACAAACUUUCGCUUUCAAUCUUAAGCUACCGUUUCUUGUCGUCACCCAUUACUCAAACAUCUCUGACCAAAGUCAACCCACCUACCCGUUUUCGACUUGCAGAACUCGAAUCUCAGGCGCGCGCGGGAAACUUUGGUCGUACGGAGUUUACCUGCUGCGAAAUUUGUCUAUUCUAUCGUCGUUAAUACAGUUAUAUUCAGGCAACCAGAUAUGACGACCAGGUGUUGGAAGAUGCCCAGUAGCACUGACAUUGCAGACCGCAAAACGGUCUCGCAAAUACCCCUCGCGCGGAUAUCAACGUGAGGGCGAAGGAAUGUUUCCAAACUAGAAAAAAUGCAGACGGCAUCCCUCAUCUGCGCCAUGGUUCUCACUUUCCAGUCUUCUCCAGAAUGCGUUGACUUAUACUCACUGGACAGUAAUAAACUGAAACAGGAUCAAGCGCCCUUGAAACGGGGUCAACAAACAAUGCGCCUGAAUAUUCCUGCUUGGAACCGAUAGGACAUCCACCCGUGUUUCAAGUGGUCGGACGCAUGACACAAUUGCUCGUUGACCAAUUUUCUGAACACCUAAAAUCAUGGUGUCUGACAGGUGAAGAUGGCCGUCACAGUUACCUCUUGCCAAAAAUACUUUCCGUGCCAUAUGAUACUCAAUCAGCCACUCGAGACAGGCUGAAGGCACUCAUCCAGUUCACGUUGCUAUUCACUGCGUUCUUUUUGCUGCAAAAAGUUCUGUCUGCGAUUUAAGGCUGUGUGCAGCGUCUUCUUUCUGGAUAUUCGCAAAGAAGUUGCCGGUUGCAGUGUUCCACGACGCGGCAGGUUAAUCCACACAGGCCUGCCUAACCCAAACAAGUCCACUGUGGCCUCAUGCACCAUCUUGGACAAUGCACCGACCCUACUGGACGAAUAGAAGUCGUUUCCAACAUUUUGGUCGCCUUCAGGGGGUCAGGUAGAGGAAAUAAUAUACCCCAAUUCUUCACGCUUACAAUAGACGGACUGCACAUCCUGUUAUUGCUCAUGUUGCAGAUUGAACUACUAAAACUGAGCUUCUGUCAAUUGUGGAGGUCGGCAAAGUACGCAAGGUUGGGCUUGACUAGGUCCUCAAAGUGGUUGACUAGAGCCAUUGCCAUUGGCAUACGCUAGUCUGUCAUGCCCUCCACAUGCCAUUUUUCGCCAUACUUUCUAAAUCAUCCGUUUCUCACAUUCUCCGUCGACCGCCAUCCCUGGAGUCGCGCGCAAUGGGUUAGAUUUAACCCCGUGUCACGCAUGCUCCUUAUAGACGGAGUAUUUGGCCGUAGAUGUUUUUCCAUCCCACAGCUCACUCACUGUCAUUCUUUCGUUCUUUUCCAAAAAUCAGUCUGCCCCGUUCACAGCAUUUGACCCCAUUUGGGUAUGAUGGUGUGCUUUUUCAGCGAUUACAGGUGCACAAUUUCCAAGGCGUCAAAUCCAUAGUCAUUCCUCUAGAAGUACUUCCACUAUCACCAUUGUUGGAUCGCCUUUCCAACCGCGGCUUGGACGUCUGGUUUUUUUCUUUACGCCAGUGUUGUUGAACUAUGGUUUUCAGCAAAUGACCAUCUCUUUGUAGGGUUUGGCAGAAGCCUUAGGUCAAGCACUGCCGAUGCGAUAUAUAUAAACUGUAUACUCUUCCCACCGGUCUACCAACUGGUCUGCCUUUAUCGUUUCACUUCAUAGACCCUUUCAGACGUUUGAAUCAACCCACCGAAAUUACAGCACACAUUCCAGCCGUCUUCAACUUAACGGCACCUUCUAACAGUCCGGAUGUAAGACUGUCGGAUUCUUAAGACGGGCAAACUUGACUGUCCUGUCUGGGCUAGUCUUUUUGAUCAGCCAUCGGUCCCAGAGCCAAGUUGACCUGUCCGUUGGACCAAAAAAGAGGAGUCCUUUAACAAGGCUGAAAUGGCAGACGGCUUGCGAAACAAUCUACCUUUCGUGACUGCUAUACAUAGUAGGGAGCUUUUAACGGUGGUUGUGCAGUCAAAAAAUGGCACUUUUCUUUGAUUACACAACUCUAAGUAGUUACCCAGUUAGGGUAUAUUCGUGUGCUAGGCCAGUUAACCUUGAGUUACAGCAACUACACAGAUUCUUCUCAUGCUGUUUACCUUCACUGGCCAUUCGCGUCUCCACUGUCUUUGUCGGUAAUAACAUUCUGCCCAUAUCAUGCGCCGCUGUGCGGCUACCGGUUGGGCUCGAGGGAGAGAGUCUGUAAAGCAUAACGAAACGAGUGAGUUCCGUAAGAACGAUCGGUGAACGCCCCUCUACCACUUCAAUGGCUAAUUAUACAGGUGAAAAAGCGUGCUGUGAUGCAACUACUUUCUAACCUAAUUUACUGUUAAAAGGCUGUUCACAUGUGCCAUUUCCCCACUAGUCAGUUUCCGCAGUUCUGUUCAUAGCCACAGGCUUUAUGUGGCACACAACACGUAUUUGCCACUAGUUCCUUCACUGUGCUGUUGCCGUGCUAACAUGAGACACGGCGGGCGCCAUGCUUUCAGUACGCCACAUAGUGGCCGUUACCUCGACUGUGGCUCGCGUCCACACCCAGCAAGUGAUUAGGUGACAAGGCCAGUUUCCAUUGGUUCCUGCCCGCCAGGGGAAUUAGGUGUAAGCGCGCAUUGGCCGAGCCUCUCCUUUGUCCGCCCGGAGUUUCACGUGAGGCGCUGUGGUCGUCUAUUUGACUGUGCCAAACACGGUGUCCAGAACGGGCAGUUGUCAUAGCAGCAUGACAAGCUGUAUCGAGGUUAUCAUUCCCCACUGACACCACUUCUAUUCGGCCUUUCUAGUGGCCUCACGGAGUUGUAGCAAAUGUUGCGACCACACUACAAUAACCGUAUUCACUGACAGGGGAAAUCAAGUGAGUAAUCACUGACUCCGCCCAUUUCGGUGAUUUUUUGCGGUGUAUUUCGCCGCUAAAGAAGAGUCGGCGCGUUCUUUGGCACUCGAGAGGGAGGGGGGAACGGGUAGUUUCGUCAUCCACUACAACUAAAUCCGUUUUCAAUCAGCCUGAUCUCGAUAAAUGCGGGAAAUUGGAGCAGAAAAUUUUCACACAAUAAUGAAGCAAUAGGCAUGGAGUUGCUGAAGGCCUUAUAUGCAUGUCAUGGAUUUGAAGUAGUAUACAUUCUUUGCUGAUACAAUUAAGCAAGAGGAGGCUCUUCGGAGAGAAGUUGCUCUCGCGAGUCAGCUGGUCACACCGACCCCUUGGCAAGCGAAAUGAAUAGUUCGGAAUGAGACUAUCGCACUAUAGGGGUUGCGGACGUAGGAACUACGUCAACAUGACGGACUUAUGUGGGAGGGGGUGAGUAUGGCGCUACGAUAGGUGCCGUAGGCGGCUACUAGCUACGGCUCGGCACAUCGAGAGAGGAGGAUAGUGGGUCGAUGGCAUUAGCGGCUGUACUUUUAGGAUUUGCGCAGAGGGUAAAUGAGCCGUGCAACGCAGACUCGUAGAAAGCCUCCAGGUCUGCAAUGCAGCCCAUAAUGUUUGUGGCAGAGUGCCAAGCUUCGAGGAAUGUUCACACGCCUUUUGUGUUCGCCAUGGCGAUCACCACCGUAUCGUCUCAAUUGAACCGGUGAUCAGUUGAAUGGGCGUGCCCAAAGACCAGAAACAAGGGACGUAUAGGUUUGCCCGCGUCGCGCCCUCGUUCUGUCUUCUAGACCGCUAAUCUUGCGUGCCCAGGCUGCCAAAUUAAUGGUCUGGGUUCGUGUUUGGCACUGGUUCGCGUCUGGUCUUCCGGUCAUUGAGCCACCCCCGGUGGGUUUUGUAUACUGCAGAAAGAAUCACACAGCGGUCCAUGUUGUUUUUUUUAUGUCAGGUCUCGAGGGUUAUUCCCUUCACCUAGGUUUGCAACGUUCUGAAAGGCAAACGUAUCUCCAUAGUUUGUCCAGUCUUCCCCUUACAGAGAAUGCGUUCACUGCGCAAACGUAUAGUCGUUUUUCGGUCUGUCCGUCGUGGUUAGCUUUGGAGCAGUCGCCCUGGACGGCUUAGAUGACGUUUUUCAUUUCCCUCGUGGCCUUGGGUCGCACGAUCAGAUGUCGACCGGUUGAUUCCGGGUUGUGGGUCAUUCUAUUAGCCAGCGCUUUUAGGGGAUGAGCGACUGUCUCAGGAACGUCGUCAGUCUAUGGAACUCUCUCUGUUGGAAUUUCGGUUUUUCAGUCACUGGAUGCCGGUUUCGUUUAGACUGCCUGAUGCGUCCGCGUAACUUGUGGGAAUAUGUGAUGGCCAUAAAGAGGCUCUGGAGGUAGCGGGGUUCUUGCUUUGUAUCGCCAGAUCCGCUUUAGAGUGCGUCUGUCCUUUUGUCGAGAGUUGACACACGGUUGCGUCUAUGCCACAACGGGUGUUUGGUGUGAUAGCUUAGAAUCUAAUGCGUGUUGCUUGUCACGACAUAUACCUUAGGCUUUUGGAGGACGGCCAGGAAAGACAGUUGGUUGUUGCUCUCUGCCAAUCUUGUAGACUGGAUGUCCAGGAAAACAGACAUCACAUAAUUCUGUGGUUAUUUCCCCCCUGGGGAUGGCGAAGGCAUAGUCGACAUAUCGAGCCCAAGAUCGUGGACUGCAAGCUACGAAAACUGGUGUUUGAAAAUGAAUUUGUGAAGCCCCGGAGUGACGAUCCCACUGGCGUCCCUUUGACCAGUUCGCACAUUGUCUCCCAGUAUGACGCACACCUUGGGAUAAAUUUGAAGAUGACUUCGUUCCUUAUCUUGCCCGUCUCGCUUUAUUGGUUCUAGAGCAGUUCGCCGGUCGUGCGAGAUUGGAGUGGAGAGAGAAAGAUGGCAUCAGAGGACACUAUGACCUCGUCUGCAUUGAGUCUAAUUUUCUUGAGUCACAUCAGGGACUGAGUAGUUGAACGGACCGUUGUGGCUUCGUCCCCCGCCAGGGGCCUCAGUUGUCGGAAUAGCCACUCAGACAGAUUAAAUAUUGGUGCGCCGCACAACGAUAAUUUGCCGGAGGGGGACAGCGGCUUUAUGUACUCUGGGUAGUCUGUAAAAGCUUAUUACGGCUGCAUCUAUGGAUUUAAUGGCUAGUCGUACCAACUUAUUCAUUGCUUUGCCUGUCUCUAGGUCUGGCUACGUUGUCAGCUUCCUCGUCAGUUCAUCAUCACAUCGGAGGCACACUUGCCGUUCCUCCAAUAGUGUUGAAUUUCUGCGCGUUACUAAGCCUAUUCAGUACAUUUGUGGGACGCUCUUCGUCUGCUAAUGGUAUCACGCCUUUUGGGUCAGUUAUCAGUGUCUUGAAUCCAUCUUGCUCGCGUAGUUUUGUGUGCUAUCUCUAAGGUGGUCACAUGCUGCCGGAUGCAAUGCAUUGUCUCGUUGGACUCUUCGGCUUGCCAGAGAAUCGAUUCGGCCGUGGCCACGACGUUGACCGGACUGGUGUUUGUGGUAUUGAAACAGGCUUACUAACCUAGUACUUUCAAUUGUUCAAGUUUCAACAGUCUGGAGGACAGACUUUGAACUUGAGCUCUGUUUUCUCCCUAGAUUCAUGACUUAUUUUUUUCAACCUUACCCACCAGCUUAGCAUCUCUUUGCGCGCAAUUCACCUGUCGCAGCAACAUACCUCCGGGUUUGCCGCGCGUUGCAACCACUUACGGCAAACCCCGUUAUAUUUGCGCAGUCGAAGAUGGCAGUCCUGGAGAAGCGCCCGAAUCAUUUACCUGCCUUGUUAAAUCACCCACUUAUUCGUGAACGUUUGUUUACCGGUGGCCUGUGAGACAAGCCUUCCCCUUACUGCGUGGGUUCGAAUCCCACCGAGGCGCCGAGUUUUUCACAGUUGGGUCAGUAUGAAGUAUUUGAAUCUAUAAGGGUAUCGAAAAUGGAUGGGGAAAAUUAAUACUACUCGCGUAAUUUUUUGCCGAGCGUGGUUUUUUCAGACAACCGAAAAGAUGGGCAUUUAAAAGCCAGCAUUCCGGCAUGCCCGAAAUAUCAAGACAUUAUGUCACACGCCAAUCACUAUUAAAGCCCCACUUAAUUAAUCCUCCCCAAUCGGAAACAUAUUUCGAAAUUUCAGUUAACAUUUCAUGAGGUUGGUCACUGAUUAAAAUUAACACUGAUCGUUCGAAUUCUGAGGUUGCAGUAACAGACAACUUUUUGUGGACGUGAAGGGUUCUCGACGACGGCGAAUUUCCGUUUAUUUUGCGUCAGUAAUUUUCUGUCAAUAAGGACACAGGUGCUGAGUUUUGCCUCUUCUGCAGGAGCUACUUCUUAUUCGUACGGUUUGCCUUUCCUACUUUUCAGAGAAUCCCUGGAGAAGGCUGCAUUCGAAACCUUGAAGACGAUGCCAUCACCCUAG
Molecule: messenger RNA, 11826 nt
Organism: Spirometra erinaceieuropaei
Lineage: Eukaryota; Metazoa; Platyhelminthes; Cestoda; Diphyllobothriidea; Diphyllobothriidae
Source: the annotation of a GenBank genome assembly